AUGGCUACCAACAUCACCUUCCACGCCGCAGGCCUCACCCGCACCGAGCGCGAGAACGAGCGCAACCAGCGCGGUCUGACAAUCUGGCUCACCGGCCUCUCAGCCUCCGGCAAGUCCACCAUCGCCGUCGAGCUCGAGCGCCAACUCCUCCGCACCCGUAAUGUUCACGCCUACCGUCUGGAUGGCGACAACAUCCGCUUCGGCCUGAACAAGGACCUCGGAUUCAGCGAGGCCGACCGCAACGAGAACAUCCGCCGCAUCGGCGAAGUGGCCAAGCUCUUCGCUGACUCUGCCUCCAUUGCUAUCACCUCGUUCAUCUCCCCCUACCAGAAGGACCGUGACUCUGCGCGCGCCCUGCACGAGACUCCCACCCCCGGCGAGACUGCUGGUCUGCCCUUCGUCGAGGUCUACGUUGAUGUCCCCGUUGAGAUUGCUGAGCAGCGUGAUCCUAAGGGUCUUUACAAGAAGGCUCGUGAGGGUGUGAUCAAGGAGUUCACUGGUAUUAGUGCGCCUUAUGAGGCGCCUGCCAACCCUGAGGUGCAUGUUAAGAAUGUCGAUAUUUCUUUGCAGCAGGCUGUUGAUCAGAUUAUUAACUACCUGGAUUCCAAGGGAUAUCUUCCUCCUAAGAAGGAGUAA
Molecule: messenger RNA, 636 nt
Organism: Penicillium waksmanii
Lineage: Eukaryota; Fungi; Ascomycota; Eurotiomycetes; Eurotiales; Aspergillaceae
Product: adenylyl-sulfate kinase
Exons: 2
Coding region: 1-636 (211 amino acids)
Biological process (GO): sulfate assimilation
Molecular function (GO): ATP binding; adenylylsulfate kinase activity
Source: RefSeq, a predicted model, not a curated record